CAAACAAGUGACCAAGAAAUGUAGAAGCCUCUAAGACGAGUAAUCAAACAAAAAUAAUCAAAGUGCUGAUCUGUCCAUUUGCAGACAUUGACAGAAAAAAAAAAGGCUAAACAAAUGUAAUAAUCCAAAGAUUGUCUAUUGUCUCUAAAUUCAGUUUUUCUCUCUUCAGAAUUUUAAUCCGAAGAGCAAUAUUAGAAGAAACACCAAAAAGGGUAGUUACUAAAUGGAGAAAAGAUUCAAUCUUUACUCUUCAUUGUAUGUUGUAUGUCUAUGGGCAAGUUUUGAAGUGGGCAUUGGAGGGAGACAAGUUUCACAUUUGCAAAGUUAUGACAGCAGAUGGUUUAAUUCCAUUUUUGAUACUUCAAAUUAUGGAAUUUUUCAGCUCAAUAAUGGCUUGGCUCGAACUCCUCAAAUGGGAUGGAAUAGCUGGAAUUUCUUCGCUUGCAACAUCAAUGAAACGGUCAUCAAGGAGACAGCUGACGCACUCAUUUCAACUGGCUUGGCUGAUUUAGGUUACGUGUACAUCAACAUAGAUGAUUGCUGGUCUGCUUCAACGCGAGAUGCAAAGGGUGAAUUAGUCCCUGACCCAAAAACCUUUCCAUCAGGAAUCAAAGCUCUUGCUGAUUAUGUACAUGCGAAAGGGCUCAAGCUUGGUAUCUAUUCUGAUGCUGGGACUUUUACAUGUCAAGUUCGACCAGGGUCACUUCACCAUGAAAAAGAUGAUGCGGAUCUGUUUGCUUCUUGGGGUGUGGACUAUCUCAAGUAUGACAACUGUUUUAAUCUCGGCAUCAAACCAAAAGAAAGGUAUCCACCGAUGCGUGAUGCCCUAAAUGCAACUGGCCGCACAAUUUUCUAUUCACUUUGUGAAUGGGGUGUUGAUGACCCUGCCUUGUGGGCUAGGAAUGUUGGAAAUAGCUGGCGUACAACAGGUGACAUCAAUGAUUCAUGGGUAAGCAUGACGACAAUAGCUGAUCUAAAUGACAAAUGGGCAACCUAUGCAGGACCUGGUGGAUGGAAUGAUCCGGAUAUGUUGGAAGUUGGUAAUGGAGGCAUGACCUACCAGGAAUAUCGUGCUCAUUUUAGCAUCUGGGCUUUGAUGAAGGCCCCACUUUUGAUUGGCUGUGAUGUAAGAAACAUGACGGCAGAAACUCAUGAGAUUCUGACAAAUAAAGAGGUUAUUGCUGUAAACCAAGAUCCGCUUGGGGUUCAGGGAAGGAAAGUUCAAACUUCUGGAGUUGAUGGUUGCUUGCAGGUGUGGGCUGGCCCUUUGUCUGGACAUCGCUUGGCUGUAGUUCUAUGGAAUCGUUGUUCAAAGGCUGCAGCUAUUACAGCUACAUGGAAAAAGCUUGGGCUAGAAUCCGGCACCAGUGUCUCGGUGCGAGACUUGUGGCAGCACAAAGACAUGGGAGGAGAUUUCGUGACAUCAUUUGGUGCUCGAGUUGAUGCUCAUGAUUGUGGAAUGUACAUCUUUACUCCUAAGACAGUGUCGCGUAGUUUUCUAUUAAAGUUUACGGCAUAAUGACUCUUGCAUAUGUUUGAGCAUUAAUGUAUCCAAGUGUUGUGAAUAUGAGAAGGAUUGUUUAUCAUAGUAACGCCAAUCCCUCGUCAUUAUUUAAUGCAAGGGGUAUAUUACUGUAAAAACUCUGGAUUGAAACUUCUAAGAUAUCGUAAGAAUGAUAAUUAGUAGUGUUA
This is a messenger RNA of Mercurialis annua (annual mercury), 1692 nucleotides long. RefSeq names its product alpha-galactosidase 3. NCBI's taxonomy places the organism in Eukaryota, Viridiplantae, Streptophyta, Magnoliopsida, Malpighiales, Euphorbiaceae. Bases 224 to 1519 code for a protein of 431 amino acids. The transcript is spliced from 15 exons. Gene Ontology annotation, biological process: carbohydrate metabolic process. The record is from RefSeq and is a predicted model, not a curated record. Gene Ontology annotation, molecular function: hydrolase activity, hydrolyzing O-glycosyl compounds.